Molecule: messenger RNA, 1380 nt
Organism: Bipolaris victoriae FI3
Lineage: Eukaryota; Fungi; Ascomycota; Dothideomycetes; Pleosporales; Pleosporaceae
Exons: 3
Coding region: 1-1380 (459 amino acids)
Biological process (GO): oxalate metabolic process
Source: RefSeq, a predicted model, not a curated record
AUGCAUCUUUCGUCGUUGCUGGUUGCGCUCAGCUGCUAUGGCGGUGCUCUUGCGGCUCCAUUGGAGCAACAAGUACCAUUGCCUGGCAACACAGGACACCAUGCUGGGCCUCACAAGAUAACCAACCCGUAUAGGCCGGGUGUGAGUGAUCCUUAUGACAGGAAGGUCGAUUCUCAGGGCGACAAGCUUCAGCCGCUGCCAUACCGAAAUGACGACGGAGCAAGCGUCAUGGGCCCUCGCAACCGCGCCCGUGAACGUCAGAACCCAGAUCUCGUCCGUCCUCCUAGCACUGACCAUGGCGCGAUCCCCAACAUGCGCUGGUCCUUUGCCGACUCCCAUAUCCGCAUUGAGGAGGGUGGUUGGACGCGAGAGACCACUGUUCGCGAGCUGGGUACCAGCAAGGAGCUCGCCGGUGUCAACAUGCGUCUUGAAGAAGGCGUCAUCCGCGAGCUCCACUGGCACAAGGAAGCCGAAUGGGCCUACGUGCUCGAAGGCAAAGUCCGCAUCACUGCUCUUGACACUGAAGGCGGUAGCUUCGUCGAUGAUCUCGAGAAGGGCGACCUAUGGUACUUCCCAUCCGGCCACCCUCACUCUCUCCAAGGUCUUAGCCCCAACGGCACCGAGUUCCUCCUCGUCUUCGACGACGGCAACUUUUCUGAAGAUUCCACCUUCUUGCUCACAGACUGGAUGCGCCUAACCCCCAAGUCCGUCCUGGGCGAGAACUUCCGCGUCGCCCCCGAAGUUUUCAAGGCCAUUCCUGACAAGGAGAAAUACAUCUUCAAGGGCUCCGAGCCCGGCCCCAUCGACAAGGAGGUCCCCAGCGACAGCAAGGGUUACAAGAAAUCCAAGCUCCAGUUCACCCACAAGAUGCUUGCUCAGGAGCCCGUCAACACGACUGGCGGCCAAGUUCGCAUUACGGACUCCACAAACUUCCCCAUUUCCAAGACAGUGGCUGCAGCCCACCUGCGAAUCCAACCUGGAGCGAUCCGCGAAAUGCACUGGCAUCCCAACGCAGACGAAUGGUCCUUCUUCAUCGCUGGCCGCGCGCGCGUCACCAUCUUCGCCGCCAAAGGCACCGCGCGCACCUUUGACUUCCAAGCCGGCGACGUAGGUGUCAUCCCACGCAACAUGGGCCACUUCAUCGAGAACCUAUCCGACGAGGAAGACGUCGAGGUGCUCGAAAUCUUCCGUGCCGACAAGUUCCAGGACUUUAGCUUGUUCCAGUGGCUCGGCGAGACGCCGCAGAGACUGGUUAAAGAGCAUCUUUUCGAGAGUAGUCCCAAGGAGGCCGAGGAGUUUGAGAGGGCGAUUAAGGAUGCCGAGAGGGAUCCGAUUAAGGAUGUUGAUCUUGGUGAGGACGAGGAUAAGGAGGAGUUGUGA